UGGUAGUUUUACACCGUGUAAGCCCUCACAUAGCAACAAAUCAACAGCUUGAAAAUGGCGGACGAUCCAAACAGCAGCUUCGAGGGUGGAAGUGAAGAUGAAACGAAGGAACAUACUAACAAGUCUCCUGGUAGUGGUUUAAAAUUGAAAGUGUCAUCCAUGAUAAGUGCAAAACCAUCACACGUAGCAUCUACUGAGGCACAUAAUAUCAAGUCUGGUCAUGUACUGUCUUUUUCAUCUGUGGUUGACAUGAAAAGGGCAACUAUUGAGUUGACCAAACGAACUAAGUCUAAGAUUAUGAAUCGUGAGGAUUAUAGUUAUGUUAGUCCUCAGCCCCUGCGCUGGGGGUCAGACACAGCACUUAAUGUAGAUAAAGAUGACGUUGUUAAGUGUUCUUCUGACCAAGACCUGGAAGGUACAGUGGCUGCUGCAGCUGACGUUGAUCAUGACCCUCCAAUUCAUAAACUAACCAUAAAGAAAACCGCAUCCAUCAUGAAUGUUAGUAAGAUGAAUGUGUUUGAGGACAUGUCACCUAGGGAGAGGCUAUAUGCAACACUUGUGGAUUUUGAUAGCAAAGACGUAGAUUCUGGAACAGUCGGCACUAAUAACAUGGGCAGUGGGAGUCAGUUUAGUGGCGGCCAUGGUGGAGGUAGUGGAGGUGGUGGCGGAGAUGAUGACGAUGAUGAUGGUGGGGAUGAUGACUUUGAUGAUGGUGAUGAUGAUGACGCCAACAGAGAAGGGGAAGUGCAAACGUUUGGGGAAGAUGAUAACCAUGCAACAGAUGAAAGUGAUAAUGAAACCGACUUGGUUGUCUUGGAUCCUGAUCAUCCUUUGAUGAAAAGAUUCCAAGCAGCAUUGAAAGCACAUUUGACCAAGCAAGAUGACAAAAUGACACUGGAAUAUAGAGAUUUGAGUGAAACUUUGAAGAUGAAGAAGAAAGAAAGAGAAGACAUUGGUGUAGAAUUAUAUGGAGUCCAACAAGAACUUGCCAGAUAUCAGCUGAUGCUUGAAGAAAAACACGACCACGUGGCCCAGAUCAAGCAGAAUCGGCAGAAACAAGAACAGGAUCUGACAGACGUGCAGUCUAUGUACAAGCAGCUACAGAACAAUGUCAACAAGGAGAGGAAAAAAGGCUCUGAGCUGCAGAGUGAGGUUGAAAAUUUGGCACUCAGACUCUAUUACCUGGCCAGUGCAAAAGAUAAUGUCAGAUCAGACAUCUCUGUCAUGCGACGUGCAGCAGAAAAAGUUGAAGCCGAGGUGGCUAAAGCAGAACAGGAGAAACAAAGACAGGAUUUGUACGUGGAUCGCCUGGUUGAAGGUGUGGACAGGCUCAAGGAAGAGAUAGCUAUGUACGAGGCACAGAUCAAUGCUCAGUCAGAAGAAACAAAAGCAGCAAAAGAAAGUCUUCUCGAGGCAUACAUGGAAAUAGAGGCUAUAAAUUUAGAGAAGAAAGAUCUGUAUCAGAAGUGGAACAGCUCACUGAUUGGGAUGAGGAGAAGAGAUGAGGCUCAUUCAGCAAUGAUGGAUGCUCUAGGCCAACAAGAGCAGUACAUCCUAACACUAGCUACAGAAAUUGAGGGCUACAAGAAAAGUAUUCAGAAGGAGCAGGAGCAGAAUGAGAAACUGACACACAUCCUCAAUAAGACAGAGCGAGAGAUUGAGGGAGCAAAGAAGCACAGAGCACAGGUUCAAGCCAAGCAAGAUGCCCUAAUGUCUGAGUACACAACAUACACUCGCAUGCUACAGGAAACUGAACAGGCUCUUGGUCGAGCUAUGGCUGACAAAGCCCUAAGAUGUGCUGAAGUUGCAACACUGAGGAAACAGAUUGAGCAAGAGCACCUAGCCAAGGCCAAACUUGAAGAUGAAAUUCUAGAACGCAUGCGAGCCCAACUGACCUUAGACAAAGCAACUUACUACAGCAAAAACCUCAUCAAGAAAACACGUGAUGCCACCAAAAGAUUGGAAACAGAGAUAGCCGAUGUGGAGAACUCAAUCGCACAAGCAACUCUGGAAGCCGUUACCAUUAAAAGUCGCUCGGAGCGCCUGAAGAAAGUGUUGGAUGGACUAGAGAAACAAAUCAGUGAGCAGAACGCCAUCAUCAACAAGAGCGAGCAGGAGAUUGUCAAGAGGAACGCCGUGAUUGAGCGCAAGCAGAAUCAAGUGGACAGCAUGAACAAGAAACUCACUCAGAUGAUCGCAGCUGCUGGCGGAGUGGAGCUGGGUCCUCUAGAGAUCCAGGUGAACUCGCUGGUCAAAUCCAUAGAGGCCAGGAACCAGGAAGUCCUUGACCUUCAGCAACUGUGGCUGCGCCAGCAGACGGAGCUGGUCAGGCUGUGCCAGACCAAGGACAAGGAGAUGCAGGAGCUGGUGGCGUCCAGGAGGGAACUGACCAUCCUGUCACAGAAGAAGAUUAGGACAGAGAACGACAUCGAGCAGCAGCACCGUGAGAUGUGCGAGAUUGAGCGCAGCGUGCGCAACAUGAGGAAUGACAUCAUUAAAUUAAAUGGCUUGCUUCACAAGGAGAAAUGUAUUGGAGAAGAGCUAGAGCAGGGAAACAUUUUGAUGGAAAAUGCUUUUAUUGCUAACCUGCAGACAUCAGAACUUGAGUCCAUUCAACUGCAAGCUAAACUGGAUGACAUCAAAGAUGAAAAGGAAAGACUCCUCAACAGUCUCGUACAAGCAGAACGUCAGAUUAUGCUGUGGGAGAAGAAGACCCAGCUUGCUAGAGAGACUCGCGCAGCUGUUGAUUCAGAAGUAGGUCAAGGUGAGAUGAAGGCCAUGAGGUCAGAGAUCCACAGGAUGCAGGUCAGGUUUGGUCAGCUGAUGAAACAGCAGGAGAAGAUGAUACAAGACAUGGAGAAGUCUGUCUCAAGACGUGAUACAAUAGUAACUCAGGGUGAUGCACUGUCCAAACAGAAGAAAAAAGUUGUGACCAAAGGCAAUUUUGAAAGACAAAUGAUGGAAAUGAAGAAGAAAAUCAAACAAACCAUUCAGGAGGCCAAUGACUGUGACAAUGAAAUCAAAGAGUUGAGAGACCAUCAGCUACUGAUCAGCCAGCAGCUGGAGGAGAAACAGGUCAACUGCCAGCAGCUACAGAGUGCCUCAGACACGCUGGAUGGGGAUGUUGAGAGAACAAUGGAGAUCAAACACAGGAACAUGAAUGAACUGUUGGCCAGACAACAGAAAAUGAAAUACUACCAGCAGGUUAAGGAUGGCAAGUACACCAUGAUGUGCCGCUCCUCUUCAGCCCUGGAGCUGGAGGCCAGGAAACAGGAGGAGAGAAUCCAGGCCUUGUCUGCCAUUGUGGAUAAGCUCAACUCGGAGUUCCCCCAUGCUCAGCCCGCCCUGAGAAAAGCCUCAGUAGCUCUGGCAUCUCGACAGUCCCCCGACGACGCUUAAAGCAAUAUCGUGUCAUGUGAUGUCACUUAAACUAGGACUAUGCUUAAAUGUCACAUACACCACCACUAUGUUUAAAGCAUGAUUAUGUUAUGUAAUCUCACAUAAACUACCACAUUGCUUAAAGCAUGCUUGUGUCUUGUAAUAUCACAUACACCACCACUAUGCUUGUGUUAUGUAAUGAGUCAUAAACUACCACUAUGCUUAAAGCAUGCUUGUGUCUUGUGAUGUCACAUACACCACCACUAUGCUUGUGUUAUGUAAUGUCACAUAAACUACCACUAUGCUUAAAGCAUGCUUGCAUUAUGUCAUAUCACAUAAACCAGGACUAUGCAUGCUUGUAAUAUCACAUAGAUUCUGUGAGAUAACUAUUCAUAUAUUAUAUAUUAUGACUUUUUAUGCACAUAUUUGGAUAAAUUCAUUACACUAUGUUCUGUGAUAAUGUCAUUAAUUUAUGUUGUAUGAUAAAAAUCAUGAAAGUAUGCUGUGUUAAACAAUAAAAUAUAUUGCAAAGUCAUGGAUGGAUGAUAAAACUCAUUCUAAUAUACUGUGUGAUAAAGUCAUUCAGUUAUGAUGUUAUGGUUGUAUUCAACUCUCAUAAAAACUUGAUCAAAUUGCUGUAAGGGGCACUAUCACUAUCAGUUCCUUGACUAGGGCACACACAUAGUACUUGUCACAUUUUUCCUCUGUUGUACUUGUAUUCAUAAAAAGAUUGCUAAUUAAAGAUUCAUUAAUUUUA
Molecule: messenger RNA, 4135 nt
Organism: Physella acuta
Lineage: Eukaryota; Metazoa; Mollusca; Gastropoda; Physidae
Product: coiled-coil domain-containing protein 40
Biological process (GO): axoneme assembly
Cellular component (GO): cytoplasm
Source: RefSeq, a predicted model, not a curated record